UUCAUCAUCAGAAGAUAAUCAUUAGAGCUUGCGUCUGAAAAUUUUCUAAUUGCAUCAGCCAAUCAAUUCAAAGAUGUCGCUCAUUUCAAGUGUCCUUGGUAGUGGCCGCCGAAGCAACAUCUUCGAUCCCUUUUCUCUGGACAUCUGGGAUCCCUUUGAAGGAUUUCCCUUCACCACCCCUCUCGCCAACGUCCCCUCCUCGACUCGCGAGACCUCUGCCUUCACCAACGCACGCAUUGACUGGAAAGAGACUCCUGAAGCUCACGUCUUCAAGGCUGAUCUUCCGGGGUUGAAGAAAGAGGAGGUGAAGGUUGAGGUUGAAGAGGGCAGAGUGCUGCAAAUUAGAGGAGAAAGGAGUACGGAGCAAGAGGAAAAGAAAGACAAGUGGCAUCGGGUGGAGAGGAGCAGCGGCAAGUUCCUUCGUCGAUUCAGGUUGCCGGAGAAUGCAAAGAUGGAUGAAGUUAAAGCUAGCCUGGAGAAUGGUGUGCUAACCGUGACUGUCCCAAAAGAAGAGGUGAAGAAGGCUGAGGUGAAGGCCAUCGAGAUCUCUGGCUAAAGCCUUGAGUUGAAUUUUAGUUUUGGUGUUCUGCGUUUUCGGUGGGUUCAUCAAUAAUGUAUGAAAAUGAUGCUUUCUUGCUUGUAAUGUGUAUGUAUAUGAUCCAGCCAUAAAUGGAAUCCUAAUGUACGUUUUCUUUCAAUAAUAAACAACAUUUUAAAAUAUUAAUGCAUAA
Messenger RNA from Vitis riparia (riverbank grape), 731 nucleotides. Its product is annotated as 18.1 kDa class I heat shock protein-like. Gene Ontology annotation, biological process: response to heat; response to hydrogen peroxide; protein folding. The coding region runs from base 74 to 556 and encodes 160 amino acids. NCBI's taxonomy places the organism in Eukaryota, Viridiplantae, Streptophyta, Magnoliopsida, Vitales, Vitaceae. The record is from RefSeq and is a predicted model, not a curated record. The transcript has a single exon.